Messenger RNA from Moesziomyces antarcticus, 765 nucleotides. Its product is annotated as shwachman-Bodian-diamond syndrome protein. The record is from RefSeq and is a predicted model, not a curated record. Lineage: Eukaryota; Fungi; Basidiomycota; Ustilaginomycetes; Ustilaginales; Ustilaginaceae. Gene Ontology annotation, biological process: cytosolic ribosome assembly; ribosome biogenesis. The transcript has a single exon. The coding region runs from base 1 to 765 and encodes 254 amino acids.
AUGCCCGUGUUCCAGCCGGCAAACCAGAUCAAACUCACCAACGUCUCCAUCGUGCGCCUGCGCAAGGGCGGCAAGCGCUUCGAGAUCGCAUGCUACAAGAACAAAGUGCGCGAGUGGCGCACGGGCGUCGAGACCGACCUGGACGAGGUGGUGCAGAUCGAAAACGUCUUUCUCAACGUCUCAAAGGGACAAGUGGCGCCCUCGGAUGACCUUCAAAAGGCGUUUGGCACUACGGACACCGCCAAGAUCCUCCAAGAGAUCCUCAAGAAGGGCGAGCUGCAGGUGGGCGAGAAGGAGCGACAGCACGAGCUCGCCAACACCUGGAGGGACAUUGCGACGCAGGUGGCGGAAAAGUGCGUUGACCCUGGAAGCCAGAGGCCGUAUACGGUGGGCAUGAUCGAAAAGGCGAUGCACGACGUCCACUACUCGGUCAAGACGGGCCGAAGCGCCAAGCAGCAGGCGCUCGACGUGAUUCGGCUGCUGCAGGAGAAGAAGACCAUGCCGAUCGAGCGUGCACGCAUGCGCAUCCGCAUCACCAUGCCCGCCAAGGACGGAAAGAAGCUCAAGCCCAAGAUCGUCGCGCUCACCCACGCCAUCGACGACGAGGACUGGGCCGAGGAUUGGGAGCUUGUGGCGUUUAUCGACCCGGGCGCGCUCAAGGCCAUCAACGAGCUCGUCGAAGCCGAGAUCAAGGGCCGCGCCAACGUAGAGACGCUCAACUUUACCACGAUCCGCGAGGGCGAUGGCGACGAGAGGUUAGAGUGA